AUACAUAUCAACAGGUAUUUGAGUUCAAGAUGAUUUAUACGCCACAGGUGAUUUACUUCUUUAUCGGACAAGAUAGCGGAUUUUGAUUAAAGAUUAUCAUAUAUUGUGAUCCAUUGGAUUAAGUGUGGUGGUUUUUAGUUUCUUACAGGUAAACAAGGGAUUUUAGAAGAUGACGUGAGAGAGUCCUCCAAACGCUAGAGCUACCUCCUAACUUCCACAUUCAUCUACCCAUAAAAACUCACAGGGAAGAAUUUUAAUGGGGAAAAACAUGUUUUGCAAUGAGUUCCAGACCAGAUAUCAUGGCUGCAUUCUAUUAUCAUGAUUAUAAAGCUUCUGAGAUGAAACAGAUUGUGCCUUAAAGCUCUUGUGUGUACCUGAUCAUGUCCAUAUGCAGGCAUGUGCAUUGAAGCAAUUUGAUCAGCCUUCCCAGACGUACGAUAAACAGACAAGCACAUACACAGCUGUGAUAAUUAUUUGAAAUAUUUUAAUGGUCUGCAGAACAGUUUAAUACAUUUUAAUUAACUGAUUAUUUAAAGGAAAAUAUUUCCUGAUUUUAAGUUUCCUGUCUUAAAUUACUGAAUGCCAGACCUGGUAUCCCAGGUAUAAUACUGAAAUUUUGCAGAUUUCAAGAAAUGGAAAGGCACAAGAUGAUAUUUUAUGAGCAUUGAGGAAGAUUGAUGAUACAGGUUUUAUGUUUUAAGCUCUUAAGAUAAUGAAGCUGAGCAAAAGUUGAAUAAGAAUAAAGUGAAUGUUUUAUUGGAUUUGGAAUGAUGCUGCAUCUUUGAAGAGUACAUCUGUUAUUCUAUCGCAGAACUCUGCAGUUCCUGUGGAGUUUUGGAUUUAUUUCAAAUUUUCUUGGGAUUUUAGCGAAGCACAAGUGUGAUUAUUUUAGUGGCGGAUAUUAGUUAUGAAACAAGAGUUACAAAAAUUUAAAAUUGAAAGUCGUGUAAAGUUAAUGAAAUUCUUGCUGUGAAUUUUAUGGCUGUUAUUUUGAUAAGUUAAUCUCUAUUCUUUUGUGUGUGAAAAAGUUAAUUUCGUUUUAUGAGUUGUGUAGCGUGUCAAAUGAUUGGAUUGGAGUGUUAUUAUGUCGGAGGAAUUAAUCCCGCCAUUUACUGGCCCUAUGUCAAAAGAGACGGCUCAGUAUAGGGCAAAACAAGCAGUAGAAUAUUACCAUAAGCAAUUAAAAGGGCAGUCUAAGCCUGAAUUGCCGAAAAGACAGAAUCGCGAUAGGGAGGAAAAUAUAACAGGUCAUCGUGAUAAAGUGAAUGGAUACCGCGGUCAGUAUGAGCAGAAACAUGCAAACGUAGAUGGUCGACAUAGUGCACAGACACAUUAUGACCCACCACCUGAACGAUUUGUGCGAGGUGGCCAGCGUGCUACAGUACACGGGACAAAUUCAGGCCGCCAGUGGCAACAGAAAUACAGCAAUAAUGAUGCACAAAUUGUAAAUAAUAACACUGCAAACAAUGUUGUCCGUCAGGAACAUAGAUCUGGUUCAAAAAAGAGAUAUAGUAGAGGCUUGCAUCGCAGUAACAGCAACCUAGAAGAAAGUAUGGAAUAUAUAAAUGUUGAAAAUUUAGAUACUUCAAUGAGUUCUCGAAGAGAAUAUGGAAGUACUUCUUCAUUAGAUAUGAUGAAUGCAAGCACAAGUAGUGAUAGUUUUUUCCAGAUGUUGGAAAAUUUAAGACCUCCCAAUACUGAUCAGAGGAGUCCUGCUCCUUCGAAAUUAAAAGAAGUGUUACGAGGUUCAAAAGUCGAGGAGAAAAAUAAUCAUAUAUUUUUACGGAAUUUAGAAACAAUUGCCAAUGGCUCUGUAAUACAUAACCGUCCUAUGUCCGAUGAAGUUGAUGAAGGAAGCCAAAGUCCAAGAACUAGAGCAAAGUUAAAGCAAAAAGAUAGAAAGCUUAGAUCCAAGUCAAUUACCCCAGACGUUGGACCUGGUGUCUGGAAACGUUUUAGGAAUAAGAAUGAGCCAGAAACUGGGGUAAAAUCUAGUGACACCGUGCCUGAUAUUGAAGUGAAAGGAGAUGAUAGAUUCCGUCGGAAAGCAUUCGUCCAUUAUGAUAGUCAAAGUAUUGGAUUUGAUGUUAACAAAGUAUUAAAAUUGAAAACAUCAUCAGUAAAUUUUUCAAACAUAUCAACUGGAGCAUCAGCCGCUUCAGGUACGCGUGAAAGUUACGCGGGUGAAGCUGAUGACCCAGAUAUCAUCGCAAAUACCGAUGAUGGUGAUGGUAGGAAUAAUGACCUCAUUCACUCCUGUUCUUUUUUCCGCAAUGAAAUUGGUGGUGAGGAAGAAAGGAUAAUUGGAUUAACACAAAGUACUGCUAAUAAACAUGUGCAAACUAGUAGAGAAAAAAUUAGAAAUCGAAGUGCAAUAUCAAUGAAGCGUUCCCCGGAAUGUUGUGGAGUGACUAUUUUAGACUGUUCUCCAACUUGUGUUGGACAUAUCCUGCCCCCUCACAUCAAAUACAAAGGUCAUGUCAUAGAAUAUGUAGAUACUGGUGCCUACUACUACAGACAUUUCUUCAAUGGUCAAGACCAUCAGAAUUAUUUUGGUGUUGACGACAAUCUUGGUCCAGUAGCUGUCAGUUUAAAACGUGAAAAGCUUGACGAGCGGGAAAAUCAUCUUGGGAAAUCUGAGGCUGGGCUCUUCCAAUACAGAGUUAUUCUUCGAACAAGUGAGCUUACAACAUUGCGAGGGUCAGUGUUAGAAGAUGCUAUUCCAGCUUCUGGAAGACUUAGUAGCUCGCGUGGGGUACCAGUCAAAGAUCUUCUCGAGUUCUUGGUCCCCGAGGUUCAAGCUUCAUGUCUGCGUCAAGCAACAGCAGGCCAGAAAACCUGCGAUCAGCUGAUAAAAGUAGAUGAACAAAGAAUUUUCAGCACUUAUAAAGUAGGCAUUUUGUACUGCAAGACAGGCCAGACCACAGAAGAAGAAAUGUAUAAUAAUGAACAUUCAAGUCCAGCAUUCGAUGAAUUUUUACACUGUAUUGGUGAUAAAGUUCGAUUAAAAGGUUUCGAGAAAUACAGAGCGCAGCUCGACAAUAAAACGGAUUCCACGGGUACUCAUUCUAUUUAUACCACAUUCAACAACUCAGAAAUCAUGUUCCAUGUAUCCACUAUGCUUCCAUUUACACCCAAAAAUCAUCAACAGUUAUUACGCAAACGUCAUAUAGGUAAUGAUAUUGUAACGAUAGUAUUCCAAGAGCCAGGUGCUCCACCGUUCACACCAAAGUCAGUACGAUCGCAGUUUCAACAUGUGUUCAUCAUCGUUAGAGUUCACAAUCCAUGUUCAGAUAAAACCUCAUACAGUAUUGCAGUCAGCAGAUCAAAAGACGUACCUCCCUUUGGCCCCACUAUACCAGAGAAGGCAAAGUUUUACAAGUCACGAGAAUUUGCUGAAUUUCUUCUUGCUAAAGUGAUAAACGGUGAGAACGCUGCACAUCAUUCAGAAAAGUUUGCGGCUAUGGCAUUACGUACAAGACAAGAAUACCUCAAAGAUUUAGCUACAAACUAUGUUACCAGUAACUCGCUAGAGUCAGCAUCCAAACUAAGUAAAUUUGUAAGUGGUAAGAAGAAAGAAAAGAACAGGGGAAAGCUAAUACCAGACAACUUUGCACUUGGUGCUGUUGUUUGGCAUGUUGAGGUUGAAGACAGUGGCAAGUCCUCUCCUGUGCCUUGUUUCGUGGGUAUUGCGGCAGAGACUCUUGUGGUUGUAGAGGAGGCUGGUAGAGAUGUGAUAUUUACCACACACUGUGGAUCUGUGAUAGGCUGGACCUCACAGUCACUCAGUUUGAAGCUAUAUUACCAGCAAGGAGAGUGUUUGGCUCUGAAGCCAAUCAGUGGAGAUAUGGAAGAACUGCAGGAGAUAGUCACUAGGCUUAGAGCUGUUACCAUGGGUUGUGAGACCGAAGAACUAAGUUUGAAGAGGAAUGGCCUUGGACAACUUGGUUUUCAUAUACAAGCUGAGGGCAUUGUUACUGAUGUAGAAAAUUACGGAUUUGCAUACGAGGCUGGUUUACGUAAAGGAAGCCGCCUUGUUGAGAUUUGUAAGGUUGCCACGGUAACACUGACACAUGAUGAGAUGGUGGAUCUCCUACGCACAUCUGCCACAGUUAAAGUUGUGGUGAUCCCUCCGCUGAAGGAUGGGGGCCCAAGGGGUGUGGUAAACUUACAUGCUAACCAUCACUAUUCCUCAUUCCCUGCCUUGAAUGCUGUGAUACAAGCUGAAUACACCCAUCAUCAAAGGCAGGCGCGGUCUUCUAGUAGUUCCAGUGAACCAAUGUUAUCACCCAUGACGCCUGUAUCACCAAUGGACCUGCUCCCUGGCAGAGAGAUGUUUCCGCCAAGUGUUGCCCCAAGAAGCAUGAAGAAGGAAUCACAUUAUCAGAGAGAAUACAAAGAGACUAAAACCUCUCACCACCGUCACCACAGGGAACCACCAGAAUUAAUACAUCAGGUUUCAAGAGAUUCACAGGACUCCAGUCAUCAUAGUAGUUCAAGGGAGAAUACUCCAAGAGAAGUCGAGGAAAGAUGGGAACUAAGGGAGAUAACUAGAAAGAUUAAGAAGGAAAGUGGAGAUUUAAGAGACAGUUACGAACAGGAAGAAUUAGAAUUUAUACAUGAGAGAGAAUCAUCAGUAUCAUCAACCCACAGUCAGGCUAGUCAACGCAGCUCAAAUACUCUUCCUCAUCAGAAAAAAUCAUCAUCAACAUCAUCUGAUUAUAGAGGAGAGAUGAAAUCACCACCAAGUAGAACAUUCUACCUCACCGACUCACCAUGGUCAUCUUCGAGUCUGCCUCGCGGAACCACCAACAUUGUGCAAUCUACUAGUUACCAUGGUUACCAGGACUCUACUGUAUCCUCAGGUAGAGGCUCGCUGUUUGAGGGGAGAGAGACUGUGGAUCACUAUGGUUCAAACUCUAGGGGUCUUGAUGAUAGUAGUUAUGGUACAUUGGAGGACCGGCACAAACGCAGCGGCUCCAGGGAUAGCCUGGACCAAACCUCUCUUGUUGGGUCAAAAGAUUGGAGUGAAGGUAGCCAGCCUCGCAGACCACCACCACCAAAAGAUAGUGCACCGUGGGCAGAGAGUACUGGAUUGUCCCAAACCACAUACCUCACCAGCAGCACAGAGAACCUCUACAGCAGCUCCAACGCUUUAUCAUCAUCAUCAUCUGCUGCUUCACUCCGUAAACCACAACCACCUGUAAUUGAUUACUCAUCCGUCCAGCAUGGCAACUACGCCCAAGAACUGCUUAAACAGUCCCAGAAUACCAAAUAUUUGUUGAGUCACGGACACGAUUCUAGUCGCAAAGAGGGUCUCACCUCUGCUAACUCUAGCUCAGUGAACCUGAGCGAUACCUCAUUUUCAAGUGGUGGGUCAGGUCAAACUGCAUCCAACAUGCCUCAGCCAGGGUCAUCUGGAGACUUGAAUAUGUAUAACAGGGAUAGAAGUAGAGAAGAUUUAUCUGGUCGUAGAAGAGCAAACACAGCAUCUGUACCUCACUCCUCCAAGUCACAUACAUCUGGUGUAGCAAGGAGAGCAGAACUGUGUGUGUCACCAUUGAGUAGUGAACAGAGUAGUCCAAGAUCUUCUAACAAGAAUUUAUCUGGCAUGUCAUCUGAGGAGUCAUUGAGCACAAGGUUACGUCCUGGAGUGACAACAAGACUGAGCAAAGCCAAGGCAACAAACAAUCUACAAGAUGAUUUAAUGAGGUUGAUAGAUCCGGACAUUGCUGAAAGUGAUCUAGCAGGAAUACUGACGAGCAGGUCAUCCAGUAAGAGGUUAUCAGGACGUUUAGUGAGGACAAUGUCAGACGAGAGUCUACACAGUGGUAAAGGCAGUCUCCUGUUUGACCAGGAUAUCCGAGAGUCACUGUUCCCAGAGAGGAAGCAGGAACUACAGGGCAGCAGGGAACAGCUAAGACAACACAGAUUAUCUCCCCGUGCUUUGGGUGAUGCUGCCCCACGUGUACCCAUGCCCGACUCAGCUGCCUCGCUGGACUGGAGCAGCCUCGUUGAUGUGGCAACAAAGGCUAUAGAAGGUUCAGAGGACCCCAAAGAUAGAAUCUCAUCCCCUGUAAACUCUACAACAUCAUCUACAAGUUCUGCAAAUAAAUCUAGAGACAUAAAAAUAGAAUCAUUAUACAGACAGAAAAAUCAUGACCGCCCACCGGAUCCACCAACCGGCAGCAAUCCUCCGGUGUGGCGAUCAGUCGUGGCAAAUCCACAACAAAGGAUUCAGGAGCUGGAGGCAAAAGUUUCUCAGCUGGAAGAUGAACUUGCCCAAGAGAGACAGGAGAGUGCUGCACUCGAUAGCGAAGUGCAGAGGUUACGGACAGAAAAUGCGCGACUGCAAGAAGAGUCACAAAAUGCAGCAGCACAGUUACGACGAUUUACCGAGUGGUUCUUUACUACCAUAGACAGGCAAUAAAUGGGGAUAAAAUGUGCAUAUAUUGUGAUAUGUUGGAACUCAAUAAAAUGGUUGAUACAAUUAGAUAUGGUUGACGUGUAUAAGACGUCUUGUUUAGAUAUCAUUAGAUUUUUCUUUCAAAUUUCUAGUGACAAUAGGUUUGUGAAAUGUAAAACUUUAUAAUUUUAUUGCUUAACAGUUUUAUACUUAAGAAACAACAAAAGUGACUGAAACAGGAUAAUAACAGUUUGUAUUCAACUAAAAAUUAUUAAUAGUCCUUGUAUGAAAUGACAUGCAUGGAAAAAGAACUCGUUUGAAUAUUUUGUGAAACACCUUUUUUUUUUGCUACUUUUUUCAUCUUAAAUUUUUUACCACCUAUAUUUUGUUCUUUUUAAUGUGUUUAUAUAUUCUUCCAAUAUAAUUGCAAAUAUUUUAUUGUUGCACACGGUUGUACAUGUAUCAAUUCUUAGUUACUACAGUUGUUAUCAAACAUUUUGGUCAAGUAGAACUUGGCAUCAAGUAUUUCUAAAACAGUACCCUAGUCAGAUAUGCUCAUCAUUUUAAAAAAGACAUCAAUAUUUUUGUUUUUAUUGGCACAUUAUUACAUAUUGCAACUCAUUUUAUUGUUAGUAACCUAGUUUACUUUGUUUAAGUUUUAAAGGUUGUGUGCCAGAGACGCUGUUACAUUUGUUGAGUACACUCUUAAAUUCACACCAGUUUUAGUUAGAACUUGUAGCUAAUUAUUUUAGAAAAAUAAAUACUGCAAACGGCACUUUCUAAAAGUGGGUUGUUUUAAAUUUCUGUUAAUGGAGAACAUUUUUUUAAAGGUUUUACCUAUUUUUGUUAAAUUGUGAUAGAAAAUAUGUGCUGACCAAAUAUGAUUUAACACUAUUUUGUUGCAGUAAAAAGUGAAAAUGUUGAAUGGGGCCAUAACUUGAAUGUUGUUUUUGUAUUUACACUUGUUGUAAAGGAAGUUAUAGAGACUAUAAAUAGAACAUAAUUGAGCCGUGCCAUGAGAAAACCAACAUAGUGGGUUUGCGACCAGCAUGGAUCCAGACCAGCCUGCGCAUCCGCGCAGUCUGGUCAGGAUCCAUGCUGUUCGCUAACAGUUUCUCCAAUUCCAAUAGGCUUUAAAAGCGAACAGCAUGGAGCCUGACCAGACUGCGCGGAUGCGCAGGCUGGUCUGGAUCCAUGCUGGUCGCAAACCCACUAUGUUGGUUUUCCCAUGGCACGGCUCAUAUAAUGAUCUGUAACAGCUGGUACACCUUUUUACAUGACAUUGGGAAUGUUUACUUGUUUAUACAUUUGAAUUUUUUUAAUGUUAUUAAAGAUGAACAGGAGAAAUUAUAUACAACUUGAAAGAAAAAGAAUGAUAACAGUGUAGUCAGUAGUGUAUAAUGGAAAAUAUCAAAGAAUUUAGUGCAAAGUAUUUAAAUGAACCAAGUUUAUGUUGAGUCAACGCUAAGUGGAAACUUGGCCAUUUAAGUAUUUAAAAAGAAGGUCAAAAAGUUUUUGGAGGUCUGGAGUGGGGCGGGGGAGGGUAUGUUACUUUUUCAGUUUGGUCUUGAUUUUAUCAGGGGCCUAUACAUCUCUUGACAAGACAUAGAAGUCUUGAAUUUAUCAAGAAAUAGUAUAUGAUUCACCAAAAAAAAAAAUUAAUAUUUAUUAUUGCAGUGCAGUUUCAUAAUUUAUAUUUUAACAAAGGAAAUAAAAUUUAGUUUUGCAGGUGUAAAAUAUUGAAAUUUCAGAGGUUAUAGCUACUGUGAAAUCAUUUAAUUUUGUGGGUAUGAUAUUAAGAGGUUACUAGUAGUCUAAAAUAGCUCUUACUUCAUGGGGAUAUAGAUUGUGGAUUUCAAAUUUUGAACAUAGUUGAAGGGGAAAUUGUUUUCUGGUUGUGAUUUAGUUUCAUGGAUUAACUUGACUGCGAAAUUUAUUCGUCCAUGAAAAUUACUUAUUCACAGUAAUUUGUUCUGAACCAUUUUAAUGAAUUUCACAUUAUAAAGAUUUAAAUGAAAGGGUUUUCAUUUGUUUAUGAGAUUCAGUGCAACUGAUUGGUAAAGCUUGGAAUUUACCAUAGACAUUUGUCCAUAUGAGCUUUUGCAGAACUUGAUGUAACACCAGUAUUCUUUCCUGUCAGUAGAAUUUGUUUUCCAUGAGAUAUGGGACAACUAUUGUUGGAAUGGCAUUAUCCAUAGAAUUGCUUUUGAAGCUUUGUAAAUGGGCAGCGUUUAAUUUAUAGAUUUUGUCAUUGUAUUAAAUGUUCGCGAAUAUUGCUUAAACAUUUUGAUUUUCCUUUUUUUCUCUCUCUUUUUUUAAGGUGAUUUUUUUUUCUAUGUUUUCUCUUAAAGAUAAAAUAAUUUAAUUGAAAGGAUACAUCCAGAUAAGAAAUCUCAUAUUGAUGAAUAGUUAAUUAACAUCAGUUUAUCUUUUUGCAUUAUUUACAAGGGAUUUUGUCUUUUGAGUUUUAGUUGAAUAAAUGACCUACUCUUAAAUGAAAAGAGAAGUCUAUAAACUCAUCCCAGGUAUUCAGAUUCAUACCAGUGUAGACAGCCUUUUGUUGUUUAAAUCUGUCUUAUCAUGUAUCUGCUAAGCAGCCAGUGGGUUUAAGAUUUAUUUAUCGAGAUCAAAAAUAUUUCCAGGUCUACGGUAUUUAACAUAUAAAUAUCAUAGAUAAUUACCAGGAGCCCACCAAAUACAUAGCUCAUGUAAUUCAUAUAACAGGAAUGUUUCCAGUAAUGAAAUCUUUAGUCCUUUUAAUAUAUAUAUAUUAAAUAUAUAGUAUAGAUGCAGCCUGUAUAUUAUGUCAUCAUUAUUUUGUAUAUUAUUUCAAAUCUUGAUUAUAUAUUGUCUGGUCUCUUAUUAGUGUCAUUUUCAUGUGUUUAAAUGUAUGUAUACAAAAAUUACAUCCAUAUCAUGUAAAUACAUGUAACACUUUCAACAGGCAGUAGUCAUUUAUGCCUUUAUAUUUGAUCAUUGUAGAAAAUACUCUAUUCUUUUAAAGUACAGAAUAUAUCUAAGAUAAGAGAAAAAUAAUUAAAAAUAUUUAUGUAACAAA
Mercenaria mercenaria is the source of this 9464-nucleotide messenger RNA. RefSeq names its product signal-induced proliferation-associated 1-like protein 1. The transcript is spliced from 22 exons. Gene Ontology annotation, cellular component: cytoplasm. Gene Ontology annotation, biological process: activation of GTPase activity; regulation of small GTPase mediated signal transduction. Lineage: Eukaryota; Metazoa; Mollusca; Bivalvia; Venerida; Veneridae. The record is from RefSeq and is a predicted model, not a curated record. Gene Ontology annotation, molecular function: GTPase activator activity; protein binding. Bases 1085 to 6430 code for a protein of 1781 amino acids.